AUGUCCAAGCUAUCGUCGUCUUUGAAGGCGCUCAUUGCAGCGCCCUACGCGAAACCGAACACGUUACCAGCAAGUCCUCAAAUUCGAUCGGUUUAUGAGAAGUUACGACAAGAAGCAAGUUCGAAAAAUGUUGGAGUUCCGGCAUGGCUUACAUUUUCUACAGCCGCAACAAUGACGAUGAAUUCCCCAGAGUCAUUGACGGAGUUAUAUAAACUCGCGACCGAAAGCUCAGGGGACAAGAAGCAAGCCGUACAGACAGCCGAGCUUAUGAGAGAAGUUGGAUUGAAAUGUAUAGGGUUCAAUGGAGUCCCCCGAACAAUAAACUGCUUAGGCGCAUUCCGCAACAGCCUCCCCCAAGAAAUAAUCUCAUCCCUAUCAACCAAACCCUCUCGAAUCCCCUCAGAACAAAAUAUUCAAGCCAUUAUCUCACGAGGCCAAAACCUCUGGAACUCCAUCUACGCGCCCUUCUCCACCAAGUUAGAAUCAAAGUUAGCAGACUCACAUCCAGAUCUCCCAGUUCACAUUUUGAAUCACGAGUAUGGUGCUUUAUUCGCUGAUCCAUCGCAUCUUCCCGAGGGGGCGAAGGUGGGCAGGGUGUUGACCAGUAUCGUUGCGGUUGCGUGUUUGAGAUCGCAGACGGGUGUUGGGCCGCAGGUUACUAGUCAUGUGUUUGGACUGCGCAAGGCUUAUGAUGAUGGGAGUGCGAAGGCGGAAGGGGAGUCUGUUGUUGAGGGUGGUGAGUGGUUGGCGAGUGAUGAGGGUAAUAUGUGGCUGUUGAAGAGUGUAGAUUCUAUUGUUGAGGCGUUGGGUGAGGGGAAGGGUAGCACAUUUGCACCAGGGAUGGUUAAAUCGAAGCUGUAA
Molecule: messenger RNA, 861 nt
Organism: Glarea lozoyensis ATCC 20868
Lineage: Eukaryota; Fungi; Ascomycota; Leotiomycetes; Helotiales; Helotiaceae
Product: AhpD-like protein
Exons: 3
Coding region: 1-861 (286 amino acids)
Source: RefSeq, a predicted model, not a curated record